ACUUUUCCUUCCCUGCUUAUUCCAGGAUGGAUGCUACUCUGAAGGAAUUAACUGGCCUAGUUAAAGAAGUAAAUCCUGAUUCUAGACGCAAAGGCACAUACUUUGAUUUUGCUCUUGUUUUCCCUGAUGGCAGAGGACCUGGUUAUAGGAUGAGAGAUAUUGGUACAACUAUAUCAGGGCAAAAAGGAUUAGAAGACAGCAAAACUUUGUAUGGAUGCCGAUUCAAGAUUGGUGAUUAUUUGGAUAUUGCUAUAUCUCCUCCAACACCCAGAGGACCUCCUCCAAGCCGACGGGGACGAUAUGUGCCAUAUUAAUGUUUAAUCAUUUUUAUACUCAUCAAAAUAUCUGAUUACAUUUUCUUAUUUCUUUUCUCAUAUACUUAUAAUUCAUUUGUUAUUAAACAUUAAAAUUUAUACUUUCUUAA
Messenger RNA from Stegodyphus dumicola, 424 nucleotides. Its product is annotated as histone deacetylase complex subunit SAP18-like. Gene Ontology annotation, cellular component: nucleus. Gene Ontology annotation, molecular function: transcription factor binding; transcription corepressor activity. Gene Ontology annotation, biological process: negative regulation of DNA-templated transcription. Lineage: Eukaryota; Metazoa; Arthropoda; Arachnida; Araneae; Eresidae. The record is from RefSeq and is a predicted model, not a curated record.